AUGAAGCGUUUUGUUUAUAUUAAUGAUGAUGAUUUGGCUCAAGAUGUUUACUGUGACAACCGCAUUUCGAAUAGGAAAUAUACCGUGUUGAAUUUUCUGCCCAAAAAUCUAUGGGAGCAGUUCAGCCGGUUUAUGAACCAAUACUUUUUGCUAAUAGCUUGCCUUCAACUAUGGUCACUUAUAACUCCGGUUAAUCCUGCAAGCACAUGGGGCCCACUUAUUUUCAUAUUUGCUGUUUCAGCAACCAAAGAGGCUUGGGAUGAUUACAAUAGGUAUCUCUCUGACAAGAAGGCAAAUGAGAAAGAAGUGUGGGCUGUAAGGCAUGGUGUUAAAAAACUUAUUCAAGCACAAAAUAUUCAUGUGGGCAACAUAGUUUGGCUCCGUGAGAAUGAUGAAGUACCAUGUGAUCUAGCUUUAAUCGGUACCUCAGAUCCACAAGGCCUUUGCUAUAUUGAGACUGCUGCACUCGAUGGAGAGACUGACCUUAAGACAAGGGUUAUUCCUUCUGCUUGCAUGGGAAUAGAUGUUGACUUGCUGCACAAAGUCAAGGGUGUCAUUGAAUGUCCUAAGCCAGAUAAUGACAUCCGGAGAUUUGAUGCCAAUUUGCGUCUGUUUCCUCCAUUUCUUGAUAAUGAUGUAUGCCCUUUAACGAUAAAAAAUACAAUUCUGCAAUCUUGCUACUUAAGAAACACGGAGUGGGCUUGCGGUGUUGCUGUUUACACAGGGAAUGAAACCAAAUUGGGUAUGAGUCGGGGUGUACCUGAACCAAAGCUCACAGCAGUGGAUGCUAUGAUUGACAAGCUGACUGGAGCAAUAUUUGUUUUUCAAAUAGUUGUGGUCACGGUCCUUGGAGUAGCUGGAAAUGUGUGGAAGGAGACAGAAGCAAGAAAGCUAUGGUAUGUGCAAUAUCCAAAAGAAGGGCCAUGGUAUGAGCUAUUGGUGAUUCCUUUGCGCUUUGAGCUUCUUUGUUCCAUAAUGAUUCCCAUAUCUAUAAAGGUCUCUCUAGAUCUGGUAAAAAGUUUGUAUGCAAAGUUUAUCGACUGGGACAACCAGAUGGUUGAUCAAGAGACUGGAAUCCCUGCCCAUGCGACGAACACAGCAAUAAGUGAGGACUUAGGUCAAGUGGAGUACAUAUUGACUGAUAAAACAGGAACCUUAACAGAGAAUAAAAUGAUAUUUAAAAGAUGUUGUAUUAGUGGAACUCUUUAUGGAAACGAGCUUGGAGAUGCUUUGAAAGAUGAGGAAUUGUCUAAUGCUGUUGCCAGUGGUUCUCCUGAUGUCAUCAUGUUUCUAACAGUUAUGGCAUUGUGUAACACAGUAAUUCCAAUACGUAGCAAAAAUGGCACAAUCUUAUACAAGGCUCAAUCUCAAGAUGAGGAAGCUCUUGUGCGUGCAGCUGCUGGCUUGCAUAUGAUUUUGUUUAAUAAGAACUCAAAGAUUCUUGAAAUCAAUUUUAAUGCUUCUGUUAUCCAGUAUGAAGUACUAGAUAUUCUAGAGUUCACUUCAGACAGAAAAAGAAUGUCUGUGGUGGUGAAGGCCUGUCAAAGUGGAAGAAUUCUCCUGCUGUCGAAAGGAGCUGAUGAGGCACUUUUCCCGUGUGCUCUUGCUGGACAGCAAAUGAGGACCUUUUCUGAAGCAGUUGAACAAUAUUCCCAACUUGGACUGCGGACAUUGUGCUUGGCUUGGCGUGAGCUGGAGGAAGAUGAAUACCGAGAAUGGUCUUUGCUGUUCAAAGAGGCUAAUAGUACAUUGGUUGACAGGGAGUGGAGGGUCGCUGAGGUCUGCCAGAGAUUAGAACAUGACCUUCAAGUACUUGGUGUUGCUGCCAUCGAAGAUCGCCUACAGGACGGUGUACCAGAAACAAUUGAAACCCUUAGAAAGGCUGGAAUAAACUUCUGGAUGCUAACUGGAGACAAGCAGAACACUGCUAUACAGAUUGCUCUCUCCUGCAAUUUUGUUUCUCCUGAGCCUAGAGGCCAGCUUCUGUUGAUUAAUGGCAAAACCGAGGAUGAAGUAUGUCAAAGUCUUGAGAGGGUGUUAAUGACAAUGAGAAUAUCAAGUUCAGAGCCAAAGGAUGUUGCAUUUGUGAUUGAUGGAUGGGCUCUUGAAAUCGCUAUGAAGCAUUAUCGGAAAGCAUUUGGUGAACUGGCAAUGCUAACAAAGACAGCUAUUUGCUGUCGUGUCACUCCAUCUCAAAAAGCGCAGCUUGUAGAACUUCUGAAGAUGUGCGAUUUUAGAACAUUGGCUAUUGGGGAUGGUGGCAAUGAUGUCCGUAUGAUUCAGCAAGCUGAUAUUGGGGUGGGCAUAAGCGGAAGAGAAGGAUUGCAAGCUGCAAGGGCAGCUGAUUAUAGCAUUGGAAAGUUCAGGUUUUUGAAGAGGCUUAUCCUUGUCCACGGGCGCUAUUCAUACAAUCGGACAGCUUUUCUUUCCCAAUAUUCGUUCUAUAAAUCUUUGCUGAUAUGUUUUAUUCAGAUCUUUUUCUCUUUGACUUCAGGUGUCUCUGGUACAAGCCUUUUUAACUCUGUCAGUCUGAUGGCCUAUAAUGUCUUCUACACCAGUAUCCCGGUUAUGGUGAGCGUUCUAGACAAAGAUCUUAGUGAAAGAACUGUUAUGCAGCAUCCCCAGAUACUAUUUUAUUGUCAAGCAGGAAGGCUACUCAAUCCUAGCACAUUUGCUGGGUGGUUUGGGCGCUCUCUGUUUCAUGCCAUUGUCGUCUUUGUCAUCAGCAUACACGCGUAUGCUUUUGAGAAAAGUGAGAUGGAGGAGCUCUCAAUGGUCGCUUUGUCUGGUUGCAUUUGGUUGCAGGCAUUUGUCGUCGCGUUAGAGACCAAUUCCUUCACACUACUGCAACAUCUAGCCAUCUGGGGAAACUUGUUGGCGUUCUACAUGAUCAAUUUGGUAGUCAGUGCUGUGCCGGCCUCUGGGAUGUAUACAAUAAUGUUCCGCCUUUGCAGACAGCCAUCUUAUUGGAUCACAAUGCUUCUAAUUGUUGCCACUGGAAUGGGUCCUGUUCUGGCUCUGAAAUACUUUAGAUUCACAUACCGUUCGAGUAAGAUAAAUAUACUUCAGCAAGCUGAACGUUUGGGUGGACCGAUCAUGACAUUGGGGAGUAUAGAGCCACAGUCAAGACCCUUAGAAGAAGUUUUGCCGUUGAUUUCUCAACCCAGGAGUUGCAGCCCUGUAUAUGAACCUCUGCUCUCCGAUGCUGCAAAUGCCACAAGGCGAUCUUUCGGAACUGCAGCGCCUUUUGAUUUAUUUCAGUCACAAUCACGGCUUUCUUCCAGCUAUUCUAGAAAUUGCAAGGAUAAUUAA
Messenger RNA from Oldenlandia corymbosa var. corymbosa, 3312 nucleotides. Lineage: Eukaryota; Viridiplantae; Streptophyta; Magnoliopsida; Gentianales; Rubiaceae. The record is from the annotation of a GenBank genome assembly.